AUGGAGGCUGCACUUCUCUUUAAGCCUCAUGUUGUUGUGACAGUGGAUUCCAAGGGUUUUUCAUUCCGAUUCCUAAAGCAGUUAAGGGCUAGAUAUGAUCAGCAAGCAUUGGUUAGCCUUCCUCCAAACUUCCAUUAUGUUGCACCAUCAUUCUGGGCCUGGAAAGGGGGUGAAAAAAGACUCAAAACGCUAUCUGAGUUCAUAGACCACGUGUUCUGUAUCCUUCCAUUUGAGGAGGAAGUUUGCAAAGUGAAUGGACUAGCUGCAACCUUUGUGGGUCACCCCAUGCUGGAAGACGUUUGGGAGUUACAGUCGGUAUAG
Ilex paraguariensis (yerba mate) is the source of this 321-nucleotide messenger RNA. Lineage: Eukaryota; Viridiplantae; Streptophyta; Magnoliopsida; Aquifoliales; Aquifoliaceae. The record is from the annotation of a GenBank genome assembly.